Molecule: messenger RNA, 1902 nt
Organism: Acanthoscelides obtectus
Lineage: Eukaryota; Metazoa; Arthropoda; Insecta; Coleoptera; Chrysomelidae
Source: the annotation of a GenBank genome assembly
CGGCAGUGACAGAUCGAACCUUUUUCUAGGAACAUUAUCGAACUUGUAAAUUUCAAUCAUUCCAGAUCAUACCUGCUACAAAAUCUUGAGCAAAUUAAACUUGUUUUUAUGAAUUUCCCCACAAAAGAAAUAGCAGGGAUAUAUUAUUUCGAAAUGGUAAAUUAUUUAAAAUUUAGCCAAGCCCUUUUGUAUAAAUUCCUGAGCAUGAUGUGGCAUCGCUGACGAUAAGCCAUGUGCUAUUCGCUUGUUGUCAUUGUAGCUGUCAGCAUUGCGAAAUGAAAAUUAUUUUUUUAUUCAUUUACAGUGAAUUUUGAAGCCAGACCAGUAACUGGAAUUCCUCCUAUUUCAAUUACAUAUUGAACACAUUUUUAUACGACUCUCAAAAUGGCGAUGAAUGAUACUAGAAAGAGCUUUCUCCAAGAAGAAUUGCGUGAGCAAAAAAAGCUAGACCUACUUGAAACACACCGAGGUCAUGUAGCUCGCAAAAAUCGUUACACUGGACUUGAUCGUUACUUUAACAAGCAAAGAGGGGAAUACGAGCUGGACAUGCAGCUGCUGAAGGAAAAACAGGACGCUGCUAAUUUGCAGCGGCUACUUUGUCAAGAAAACUCUCUGGCUAGAGAAUUGGAUGCUGUUAAGAGGGAGAGGAUCAGGGAACUGAAAGUCAGGCAGCAGUUACGAGAGAAUGAUCCUGACCUUAGAGACCUUGAAAGAAAGCUGAAAGCAGCAUACAUCAAUAAGGAACUUGCUGCUCAAAUCGAACAAAAAGAGGCCGAAAGACUGAAUGAAAAGAUAAAAGCCAAACAAACACACCACAUUCUCCAGGAGGCAUGGCUAGAAGAGAAUGAAAAGAAGAGAUUGAUCCAGCAAGAAGAGAUAAACAAAAAAGCUCAAUACAAACAAGAACUACAAGAUCAGAUGAUACUCAGGGAGCAAGCAAAACGUGCUAUGUACGAAGAGUUCCUCAUACACAAGAAAGUCAUUGAUGACAUUAUUCAACGCAUCCACGAUGAGAACGAGCGCGAGGCCAUCAGGAAGAUCUGCAAGACGAAGGAACUCAAAGUUGAAAUGGAAGCAUUCAAGAAGGCACAGGAGCUGUGGAAGCAAAAGAAACGACAAGAGCUGGAUGAGGAGAAUAGGAAAAUACAGAAGUUCUUGGCUUCUAAGGAGGCUGAUGUCAAAAAGGGGAUACUAGAAAAAUCUCAGAGAGAAGGUGCCAAAGCUCAGUUGUCGGAAAGAAUUGCCAAAGAGUUGUAUACACAGCAAGCUAAGCAAAAGGAAAGAGACGACAUCAUCCAAGAGCUUUUGGAAGAGGAAGAGAAAGAGAAAAUCGAAAAGCGACAUAGAGAAGACGUCGAGAAGCGUCUCAGACAGAGAAUUGAAACUAGAGAUUCGCUGGAGAUGCAAAUCCGAGAGAAAGAGGAAAAGCAAAGGCAAGAAAAUGAGGCAGACGCCAAAAUAAGAGCUGAGCUUUUGGAGAAACUAGCUGAAGAUGCGAGAUUGGACCAGUUAUCGGAUCAAAAAAGGAGAAUGAAAAUGUUGCAAUUGAGAAGAGAUACUGAGCAAAUGAUGAUAGAGCGAAGACAGAAACAGGCUGAGGAAAUGCAGCUUUUGAUGAAAAUUGAAGAAGAAGCACAACAGGAGUUGGAAACAAAGAGAAGGAUAGUAGAGGAAGAAAGACACAGAAUGCUAGGCGAGCAUGUGAAGCAUCUCAUUGGGUACCUACCAAAAGGGAUAUUAAAGGUUGAUGAUCUACCGCAUCUGGACAAAGAAAUUGUAGAGAAGGUUUCACCUGUUUACACAAAGAAUUGACUAUCUUCGCACCUGCGAUGCACUGCCACAAUAUACAUAAAUAGAAAUGUGAUACAGUACGUGUUAAUUUUGAUACUACUUUGAUUUUGG